CUGGUCCAUCACUCCUCUCAUGUAUCCGGCCUCCUUCCUCUUUAAGAUCCCCAGCACCGCCUACGUCGUCCUCACCAGCGUCAACAUCCUCAUCGGCAUCAACGGCAGCAUCUCCACCUUCGUCAUGGAGCUGUUCGGAAACAACGAGAUCGGAGGAAUCAACGACAUCCUGAAGAACGUCCUCCUGAUCUUCCCUCACUUCUGUCUCGGUCGAGGACUCAUCGACAUGGUGAAGAACCAGGCGAUGGCCGACGCCCUCGAGAGAUUUGGUGAAAACCAGUUACGUUCCCCUCUGGAGUGGGACAUGGUGGGAAAGAACCUGUUUGCGAUGGCUGUGGAGGGAUUGGUGUUCUUCAUCAUCACCGUCCUCAUCCAGUACCGCUUCUGCAUCAAACCCAGGUCGGUCAGUAAACUCACCAAACUGGGAGCACUGGGAGACGAGGACGAGGACGUGGCCCGAGAGAGACAGAGGAUCGUCCACGGCCUCGGACACGGAGACAUCCUGGAGCUCCGGCAGCUCACCAAGGUGUUUAAACGGAAACAGAAACCGGCAGUGGAUCAACUGUGUGUCGGGAUUCCACCUGGAGAGUGCUUCGGGCUGCUCGGGGUGAACGGAGCUGGAAAGACGACGACCUUUAAGAUGCUGACGGGGGACACGCCGGUGACCAGCGGAGAGGCCUUCCUGGCGGGGAAGAGCAUCCUGAGGGAGAUCGACGCGGUCCAUCAGAACAUGGGAUACUGUCCUCAGUUUGACUCCAUCAACGAGCUGCUGACAGGAAGAGAACAUCUGGAACUCUACGCCGUCCUGAGAGGAGUACCAGAGGAACAAGUCUGUGACGUGGCAGAGUGGGGCAUCAGGAAGUUGGGUCUGAUGAAGUACGCUGAGAAAAGAGCUGGAAGUUACAGCGGAGGAAACAUGAGGAAGCUCUCCACCGCCAUGUCUCUGAUCGGAGCGCCGCCCGUCUUCUUCCUGGAACCUUUAGGAGCGAUGCUCUUCCUCCUCCUCUUCCUCACCUUCGUCCUCUGCUUCCUGCUCCACCUGUGGGCCGACCUUAACUUGGCUGUCGUCAUGGGUAACAGGACGAGCCCACCACCGGCAUGGACCCCAAAGCCCGGCGGGCCCCUCUGGAACUGUAUCCACAGCAUCAUCAAGGAGGGACGCUCCGUCGUCCUCACCUCCCACAGACCACCUAGUCCUCUGUGUCCUCCUAGUCCUCCUAGUCCACCUAGUCCUCUGUGUCCUAUGUCCUAG
Molecule: messenger RNA, 1252 nt
Organism: Anoplopoma fimbria (sablefish)
Lineage: Eukaryota; Metazoa; Chordata; Actinopteri; Perciformes; Anoplopomatidae
Product: phospholipid-transporting ATPase ABCA1-like
Biological process (GO): transmembrane transport; lipid transport
Cellular component (GO): intracellular membrane-bounded organelle; membrane
Molecular function (GO): lipid carrier activity; ABC-type transporter activity; ATP binding
Source: RefSeq, a predicted model, not a curated record